Heterocephalus glaber (naked mole-rat) is the source of this 3518-nucleotide messenger RNA. RefSeq names its product Sp6 transcription factor (gene Sp6). The record is from RefSeq and is a predicted model, not a curated record. NCBI's taxonomy places the organism in Eukaryota, Metazoa, Chordata, Mammalia, Rodentia, Bathyergidae. Gene Ontology annotation, biological process: regulation of transcription by RNA polymerase II. Gene Ontology annotation, molecular function: DNA-binding transcription factor activity, RNA polymerase II-specific; RNA polymerase II cis-regulatory region sequence-specific DNA binding.
GGGAGCUGCUCUCGCUCGCUCGCUCGCCUGAUCGCCAGCUCCCGCCCGCUCUCGCCUGCUGCUGGCUCCCCGCGGCCCCCGGGUCUGCUCGCCGGGCCCUCGCCCUCGGCUCUGGCCCUCGCCGUUCAGCGCCGCCCGGCGCGCGGGGCCGAUGAGCGCGGGUCUGUAGCGCGCGCGCCCGCGGAGCCCGAGCGCAGCCCCCAGGUCCCUCCUGAGGUGCCCCUGACCAUCCCUGCCCACCCCACCCCGGAUCCCGGCAAUGCUAACCGCUGUCUGCGGCUCUCUGGGCAGCCAGCACCCGGACGCGCCUCACGCCUCCCCGCCGCGCCUCGACCUGCAGCCGCUCCAGACAUACCAAGGCCACACGAGCCCGGAGGCCGGGGACUACCCCUCCCCGCUGCAGCCUGCCGAGCUGCAGAGCCUCCCGCUGGGCCCGGAGGUGGACUUCUCCCAGGGCUAUGAACUGCCGGGGGCCUCCUCGCGGGUGACCUGCGAGGACCUGGAAAGCGACAGUCCCCUAACCCCAGGACCCUUUUCCAAGCUCCUGCAGCCGGACAUGUCGCACCAUUACGAAUCGUGGUUCCGGCCGACCCACCCCGGCACGGAGGACGGCUCGUGGUGGGACCUUCAUCCGGGCACCAGCUGGAUGGACCUCCCCCACACUCAGGGCGCUCUCGCCUCCCCCGGCCACCCGGGGGCGCUCCAGGCUGGCUUGGGGGGCUACGUCGGCGACCACCAGCUCUGCGCCCCGCCGCCCCACCCGCACCCGCACCCGCACCACCUCCUCCCGGCCGCCGGGGGGCAGCACCUCCUGGGGCCGCCCGACGGAGCCAAGGCUUUGGAAGCGGCCGCGCCCGAAUCCCAAGGGCUGGAUUCCAGUCUGGACGCGGCGGCCCGACCCAAAGGCUCCCGGCGAUCGGUGCCCCGCAGCUCGGGCCAGACCGUGUGUCGCUGCCCCAACUGCAUGGAGGCCGAGCGGCUGGGGGCCCCGUGCGGGCCCGACGGGAGCAAGAAGAAGCACUUGCACAAUUGCCACAUCCCAGGCUGCGGGAAAGCCUACGCCAAGACGUCGCACCUGAAGGCGCACCUGCGCUGGCACAGCGGCGACCGUCCCUUCGUGUGCAACUGGCUCUUCUGCGGCAAGCGCUUCACGCGCUCCGACGAGCUGCAGCGCCACCUCCAGACCCACACGGGCACCAAGAAGUUCCCCUGCGCCGUGUGCAGCCGCGUCUUCAUGCGCAGCGACCACCUGGCCAAGCACAUGAAGACCCACGAGGGCGCCAAGGAGGAGGCGGCGGCUGGGGCGGCCCCGGGCGAGGCCAAGGCCGGGGGCGCGGUGGAGCCUCCCGCGGGCAAAAGCAAGCGGGAGGCUGAGGGCAGCGCGGCGCCCUCCAACUGAGCCGCUCCUGGCGGCCGCCUCCCCGCCGGCUCCGUGGGGGGGUCCGAGGAGAGCCCCGGCCGGGCGUCUUGGGGGGCUGCUUGAGUACGGGGAGGUGGUUAUUUAUUGAGCGGGGCCGGUGGCGGGCGCCAGGUUUAGGGUUUGGGAACGCGGGGGCAGGGCUGCCAAGCCCUUCCGUCCUUCCUGGGGGCCGAGAGGGGGCACCCCCGCCCGCGCCUACGGGUGGCGGAGCCGGCUGGAGAGAGGAUGGCGCGUCCCCGAGCUGAGGAGGGCCGGCGGGGCGUUGGGGGAGCUGUCUGGACACGUCCCCAGAGCCUGGGAACCCCGACAUAAAAGCGCCUCCUCCGGAGCCGCCCUGCGGCCUGGCCCUUUUCAUCCCCCUCCCCGUACUCCCGCCCCUAGGGUUUCCGGAGGGAGAGCUGGGCGGCUGGGGGUCCCCUUUCCUGGGUCCCCUUAGCAGGGAUGGCUCUCUAACUUGGAGGGCUGUUGAUGUAGAGUAGAUCUUUUGAUGUUGCCUUCCUGUUAACCCUUCCAGAUAAGUCUGAUGGAGCCACGUAGGAAGAGGGGACAGUUUUCAGGCCAGAGUGGCGGGUGCAGGGCAGAGUUAGAUGGGAAGGGGGAGGGGGAAGCGGGAAGUCCCCUUCCGAAAAAAAUUUUUUAAAAUAGAGAAAGGGAUUUGGGGGGGGGGGAGUGGAAGGAACUAUAACCCCUUCCCUCAUCAACUAGUUCAGUCCUUUACUCUUGGUCUUUCCAAAAAUGAAAGUCACAUUCCCCAUCUCUGGCCCUAGGUCGGUGGUUAAGGCUCUAGAACUGAUGUAGUUCCUUAUUCGAGGUCCCCACUCUGUACCUUCCCCUUGGGACGGAAGGGAGGUUACUGGGGCUAGGAGGAGCUGAGCCUGGGUCCCAGCAGGGGGUUCCCAGCCGCUGGCGGAGGACCCAGCCCCUGCCAGGCCUCUCCUGCUCCGCGAAGCGAAGCCGAAGCCCGGGCUCUAGCCUGACACUUCCGGUCCCUUGCCCCUGCUGAAGACCCGCCUCCGGCCUUCUGUAUGAAGAAGUCCUCCCCCCGGGAAGGGAUUCAGGAAGCUGUCUCCAUCCCUCCGUUUCCCUUUAGAUUCUAGGAAUAUAUAUGGAUUAUGAUCGCGGGGGCGGGGCAGGGAGAAGCCAGGAGGAGGCCGAGCCAGGCAGAGGGGAAGAGGAUGCCUGGGAGGGUCUGGCAGGCCAGGGGACCCUGGAGCUGGGGACAUUCCCAGGCCUGACAGAGGCCUCUAGUCCCUCUGACCUUCGCUUCCUCCCGCUCCCCUCCACCCAGAGCCCUCUGCAGGGAUUAGCUGUGCAUUGAUUUUUAAGUUAUAAGCAAAGGGUAUUUUAUUUAAUAUUAGGGCAUGUGAGUGAGUGUGUGUGUGAGUGAGUGAGCGUGUGUGUUUCUCUACUGAGCCUGGGGUCGCUGAGACCCCAUCUUGUCCACCCUGUCCAAGGACUGGGAGCUCGAUGGGAAGCAGGGGCUGGAAUCUGGGUUGGAAAAUGUGUUUGUGCAGGGAGGGCUCCUCCUUCAAAGGGACAGGGUGGAGUUCCCCCGUGGGACUCAGGGGCCUGGGGCAGGGUAAGAAGUAAGCUUCUUUCUUUAUACUCCCCCUUUUCCCCACCUCCUGCUAAUCCAGCCUAGGUCCCCUUCCUCGAGGGGAGGGGCGGGCCAUUGUGCACUGUGCUCGGCAGGCUGGAUGGCCUGGCCAGAGGGGAGAAAGGAGGGCACCGUGGGUGUGGGAUGCUUUUCUCCUCCACCCAUCGAAACCAGCCACCCCUCCCUGUGCCACCACCAUGGCCUUUUCCAGUGACCAUUCCAAGGGGGAACUCCCAAGUGGGUGUUGGCAAUGGGGGGCACCGAUGUUCCCCCUUCUAGAGACCCUGUCCCCUAAAGUAUGCAGGCAGGGGCUUUGGAUAGGUUUUCUUCUGCUCCCCUUUCAUAGAUCUAGGUUUCUUGGCUGCCUGCCCUUUUAGGCAGCCCCCCUAGAGGAAAAUGUAGGAUUUUUUUUCUUUGCUGUGAACCCACCUUGGGGGGGAGGAGGAGGAGGAGGAAGAAACAGCCUGUGUUUUUUAUGCAACAAUAAAGUCAUCAACAGCA